Molecule: messenger RNA, 6469 nt
Organism: Nomia melanderi (Alkali bee)
Lineage: Eukaryota; Metazoa; Arthropoda; Insecta; Hymenoptera; Halictidae
Gene: gpp
Product: DOT1 like histone lysine methyltransferase grappa
Biological process (GO): DNA damage checkpoint signaling; DNA repair; regulation of transcription regulatory region DNA binding
Cellular component (GO): nucleus
Molecular function (GO): histone H3K79 methyltransferase activity
Source: RefSeq, a predicted model, not a curated record
AGUUACAUCAUCCAAGGUCGGCAAAGACAGUUCGGUCUUGUGUCGCAUUUUCCAAAUUCAGUUUAUAACGACGAGCGUCACGAGAAGACAAACGGUGUCACAAUUACUUCUAGUCAUACUAUCAAUAUAAAAUAAAUCGUGAAGAACAGUUGUUUGUUACAAUUAAUUUUACGCGCAUAUCACGUCAACGUACAGGUUAGAGAGUUAGGUUAUGGCGCGUUUACCUGGCCUUGCCUUUCGUUUAACAUCUCUAAUUCGUUUUUUUGCACGGUGAUCUAAUUUCAUUUCGUCGGUCAUGGCUACACGUUCGUUAUAUUAUCUAGUAGUUACAAUAUAUUUACAAUUUACAAAUGAGAAAUAUGUGGAACACGUCAUUCAACGGUAACUGUACUCUUUAGUUCGCAUAAAUUCCGUGUGGUGUAUCAAAACAUUGGUUGACGAUUUCAUGUGUAUGGACAACAUCCAGCAGACCUUUUUUCUGUUAUUAUUUUACAAAUAUAUAAAUUCUUUUGUUCCCGUUUCGUAUAACGAUAUCUCGUUGGCCGUACAUUCCACGUUCCGUACACUUUUCCAACACGAUCGCAAUUCGUUACGGAAAGUUCUAUAUGUUAUCUACAGAGGCGCUGAUUCUUGUAUGCGACUGCCUACGUGACAAAUACCAUGUCCUACCAAUAGGUCAUCCUGUAGAGACAUAAUUGCGCUUCUAGAAAUAUCGAUAUCGCCAUCGUUCACUCCCUACAAAAUAUAACAAUUACACCUAUCCGUCGACGCGCGUUCGAGACAAUAACGUGCAAAUAUACAGCUACUCAUAAACAGUUCAUAAACGCGACAUUCCAAAUUUUCUCCGCGAAUAAACCUUUUCUAACCCUUGUAUCGUUGUUUCUUUAUCGCGCCACAGGUGUACUCAUAAAUAAUACUAAAGUAUCAUUCGUAAUAUCUUUAUUAUCCGACACGAAUUCUCGCAAGCCAACUGGCAUUCGCGGGAAAUUAACAAGACAAACGUUUAAACGACUUAAAUUCGCUGACCGAAUUUCCAAACGGGAGCAUAGAAACAGGUGAAUCAGCAGAUAACGGUAUAACCGCAUUCUCCAUCGGGAAAAAAUUGAAAAUUGCGAUGAAACUAAUUUUCAACGAUCGACCGUCGCUCUGUUACGCCUGAAACAAUUACAGAACGAACGUAUCACAUCGUCAAUAAAUAUUCUCGUCGAAUUUCCGUUUGACAGAUUAUGGAUCCCAAUAUAGAUCCGACGGUAGCAUUCCGUGUAAACAGUUCUACUGGUAACCUUACGUCGACGGUGCGCGGCGUGCGACAUAUUAAUAGUAAAACGUCCAUGCAAAAAAUGGCUUUCGGGCAGAGGUGUGCUCGAUGAAUGGAGGCUUUACUAUACGUAGAAUAUAUAAAGUUGCAUUAACGUAACAAGAAAGUUGUAUCCGCGGUCGAAAGUUCAACGGUUUCCGAGACGCAUGCGCAGUGAGAGGGUUGGCGUGGAUCACCCGGAUGUGCUGCCGCACGAGUACGACACGGUAGAAGGAAGAGGCAUGACGCCAUGUUUUGAUGUCGUCAUCCCCCCCCAAACCGCUGUUUCUCGGAGCUAGCACAAUAGUCUGUCAGUGUUUUUCUGUUGUGUGCGCCUCGUGUUCCGUGUUCCUGGUGGCCGUUUCGGCGUGCCCCCUUGCUCAGCCCCAUCGUCGAGUCGAAGUUUGAUGCUUGGCUUCGUGGCCGCGACGCUCUCAUCCUCGUGGGCCGAUGGUCGCUGAAGGUGGCCCCCUUCGUGUCUUUUUCAUGUCCGGGGAAGUGACCGCGGAGCGGGGGGGUCCUCCGCGAGCGUCGUCUACGUGGUGGUAGUGUCCUAGUGUGGGGAGGACGAGCGACGACGAUCCCUCCGGUAAACGAUUCUCGUCCUAACCAGUGUUACGUCACACGACCCUGAGAGCUGGGCUUACGGAGAAAACGGUCUGCCAGAGAAGUGGACGUCGACGACGACGGGGACGAGGACGACGGCCCUGCUAAAAUGGAGCUGCGCCUGCACUCGCCAGCCGGAGCAGAACCGAUCGUCUAUCAAUGGCCCCUCACCUCCGGAUCUGGUUCCGAUCGACACGAUGGUGCACUCGAUGUUGUUGAAACAAUGCGAUGGGUUUGUGAGGAUUUGCCGGACUUGAAAUUACCGCUAGAGAAUAACAUUUUGUGCGAUUAUGACACCAGGGAUUACGAGAGUAUGAAAAAUUUAUGCGACAGAUUCAAUAGAGCAAUUGAUAGUUUAGUUCAGUUGGAAAAGGGCACUAGUUUACCAUCGCAAAGGCUAAAUAAACGACCUAGUCGAGGUUUAUUACGGCAUAUACUUCAACAAACAUAUAAUCAGGCUGUAGUAGAACCAGAUAAAUUAAAUCAGUAUGAACCUUUCUCGCCAGAAGUAUACGGAGAAACAAGUUACGAACUUGUAUGUCAAAUGAUAGAUCAGAUUGAAAUAACAGAAGACGAUGUGUUUGUCGAUUUGGGAUCUGGAGUUGGCCAAGUAGUUCUCCAAAUGGCAGCAGCAACUUUAUGUAAAAUUUGUGUUGGUGUAGAAAGAGCCGAUGUACCAUCGAGAUAUGCACAAAGUAUGGAAGUAAACUUUCGUAAAUGGUUGAAUUGGUACGGAAAAAGAUGCGGCGAAUAUCGUUUGGUAAAAGGCGAUUUUUUAGCUGACGAACAUCGUGAAAGCAUCACCGGAUCUACAAUAGUGUUUGUCAAUAAUUUUGCGUUCGGCCCGACGGUGGAUCACCAGCUGAAAGAACGAUUUGCUGACCUACGGGAUGGUGCGCGUAUAGUAUCAUCGAAAUCAUUUUGCCCCCUUAACUUUCGCAUAACGGAUAGAAAUCUUAGUGAUAUUGGUACGAUAAUGCAUGUCUCGGAAAUGUCACCGCUGAAAGGUUCUGUCUCUUGGACUGGUAAACCAGUGUCUUAUUAUUUACACGUGAUCGAUCGUACCAAGCUAGAGCGUUAUUUCCACCGUUUAAAGAAUAAUAAACAAGGUGGCGACGAAAAUUCUGAUUCUGUGAUAAACAACACUGCCAGCAGUAAUAAUAAGGUUACGAGUAGGGGCGAGAGGGGUGACAGAGCUAAACGGGAUCUGUCACGGCAGUUAGAGAGCCCUAAUCAUUCGGAACAGCAAGGGACGAAUAGCGAUUCAGACGCUGAUGAGGGUAACAUUAAAAGUCGUCGGCAACCAAAUAAAAUUCGUAGAAAAUUGAAUAGGAAAACAAAUGGGAUUACGAGACCCCCUGCCAGAGGCAGACAGAGGGGGCGAGGCGUGAAGAAGUCUAAGCCGAAGAAAGCGAUUAAUAUCUCUGGCCUGGACUUGUUGCACAGUCAAACGCUCCUUAGUACAUCUCCGCAAGCUUUGGGGAAAAAGCCGCCGCCCGCGCCUGGUUGCGUGGAUCAACAGCUAUCCUCAUUGUCGCUCUCUUUGCAGUCACAUUCCACCUCUGUACACGAAGAACUUAGUAUACCACCUGCUCCGUCCGCCACACCAUAUGCUUUACAAAUACUUCUGGAUUUGUACAGGGACCAAUUCAUGCUCUUGUUAGAAUCAAUGAGAACUCCUCAGUACAGAGUAUCGGUCAACACGGACAUUGCAAAAGAGAGGGAGAGAAAUUCGAAGUUGCAAUCACGAGCGGCACAACUAGAGAAACAAAUAAAAGUAUUAAUCGACGAUAGCGUAGCUUUAUUGAAAGCAAGAAUGACUGAGUUAGGUAUAAAUGCUACGUCACCUGGAGACUUGCUUGCCAAAGCCAAGGAGAUAGUUCUUAGGCACAAGCAGUUGCAAGCGAAGGCAAGCAAGUUGCAAGCGCAAGUCGCGUCUAUGGAGAGUGAACAAUCAAGAUUGACGGCGCUCAGACACCAAGAGUUGCAAGAGAAAUACAGCAGCCUGACUAACGCUAAUGGUAUAGCAAAUCCGCCGCAACCACUGACACAGGAUUACAUACUGAAAGAGAUUUCAGCCACUUUGUCUCAGCGUAAAAGAUUGCACUGUCAGGUGUCCAAAUUGGAGCACGAAUUAAAUGUAUUAGAAAGAGCUAGCAACGAGAAGCAAGCUGCUGCGAUAGUUCAACAACAGAGGGAAGCAGCGGGUACCAAGCAUUCGCAGAAUCAACACCAUCAUCAGCAACAGAACGGGAAGAGCGGAUCGACUAGGAAAAGUAGAGAAGGACGAUCCAGGUCGCAGGAAUGGCCGGAUGUUCCGGACAUCGGGAAGAUACAGGAAAACAAUCCAGAAAUACUGGCGCAGAAAAUCUUGGAAACGGGUAGACAAAUAGAAGCUGGACGAAUGUUGAAUAGACAAAAUACUAGUACAAGUAACAAUUCUAGAACCAGACUGCCACAAGCGUCCCUUAGCUUUUCUACAACUUCGUCGUCGUCUAUCUCGUCCUCGCUACCGCAAACGAGCAACAAAGAAACAGCAAACAGGACUCAGGAGCCACCUAGGGUUGCAAACUUCGAAGAUAGACUAAAGAGCAUAAUCACAAGUGUCUUGAACGAAGAUCAACAAAAUAGAAAUAAGCAACAACAAAUGCAACAAUUGCAGAACCAGACUGAGCCCGACAGAAAACGCAUCGCGUUGCCGCAGAACGUUUCCACUCCGGAUUAUACACAGGUUUCACCUGCAAAAUUAGCACUUCGCCGUCAUCUCUCCCAAGAACGCCUUUCAUCUCACUUAACACCAUCUGAUAGGCCAACAAUCGACUCCAGGCAAUCGAGUCAUGACAAUCGUAUUGUAGCAGGAGGAAAUGGAUUGCUGGGCACUAGGACGAUCGGUGAUCUGGUCAGCGGAGAAAUAGAGAGGACUUUAGAGAUAUCCAAUCAAUCGAUAAUAAACGCCGCCGUUGACAUGAGUGCGAUGAUUAGACCGGAAACAGUAUAUUCCCCUAUCAGCAGACCUGCUAGCGCAGAGGGCGAUGCUGGCUUAUCGACCCUGGCGCAUGUAGCAAGUUAUGCUCCGACUUCUUCCGCAGUUUCAACUUGCACUCCCACUGUCACUUCAAGAUCAUCUGUAUUGUUCACUCCCGUGACACAGGCGCAGAGAUACACGCCGAUUCAAUUACCCCGUGCAGACAUCAAACCAUACCAUGAGUCGUACUUCACUGACAAUCCUUCUCAGUCCCUCGCACAAACUCAUCCACCGUCAUCUUUGCAUUCAUCUCAAGCUGGCUCGAACGGCGAAGUUCUACCGGUGGAAGGACUGGCAGCGUCUCUACACGCUCGUAUAUUGAACAAUCACAACACUAAAAACGAGUCGAUGCUUUCUACAAAUCGAAGAUUUCAACCGUAUCCCAGAUAUGCAACCAGUAGUAACAGUAACGGUAGCACGACCACGAACGGCAUUGUAACGGCGAUUUGUCAAUCACAGCCUUCAAUGCCGGUGAAAACAGAGGCGGUCGUAUCGUCGAUAAGCACAAGUGGAGCACCGUUAAGUCCUCUGGUGGAACCGCACUCGAAUACAUCCACGCCAUUAGUCGAUGAGCCUCAAAUGACCACGCAGAGGCAACGAAAUGGUAUCGGCGACGACGAUGGUGAAGCGGAUUGGCAGGAUCGAAUCAGUUCCGGGUUCGACAGGUUGGUCGCGUUCGCCUCCACCGAGCUGGACAAGCGAAGAAGAUCCACCGAGGGAGUGAACACGAGUCCCGACAGCGGUUUAGGGUCCGACAGUACGGUGACAGGACCGCCGCCUGUGAUCCCGUCGCCCGACGAAGCGCUGGGACCUCCUCGCACACCUUCACCGACCAGCCCUCGCCCACCGAAUCCCUCCAACACUAACAACAACAACAACAACAACAACAACAGCACGUCCUCGGUGCCCCUGAAGUACCAACGGCAACCCGACCCCGAACGGCAUCAUUUUAAGAAAAAGUUUUUUCAUAGAGAUUGGAAUAACUCUGGCAGCACCAGUAAGUUUCGUCCUAAAGGCAAGGAUUGGGAUUGGAAUCAUUCAGGACAGUGGCCUUCGAAUGACGAACAAUCUUAAUCCGACUUUUUCUACUUGUAAUCUGAUUGAGUACGAAGCAGCUUUUAACUGAGGAUUUCUCUUACGGUUGUUUGUUAGGUUUGCAGAAUUGAGAAUGCCGUCUGCGUUUCUUGGUCGCGGAUGAUGUGUCCGUUUCUUUUGAUGAUAAGAAUGUUAUUACCCUUCUCUGCUCCCCUGUAGUACGGUUAAAGUAAUCUUUAUUAAUUAUUAUUUUUUAUCAUUAUCAUUUACGGUUAUUACGAUUAUCAUGAUUAUCAACGCGUACGAUGUUGCAGUACAUUGGAUGUGUUUCACUCCGAUACGCGUCGCGAAUGUAUUCUUUGUUUUAUGCCAUGGAGAAUGGCAUGCUUAGUUGGAGCUCGAACGGAGAGCUCGAUAAUUAGUUUCAUUCUUUUCGUUUCUCUUUUCCUUAUGUUUCGUGAGAAGUAUGUAUAUUAUAUAUUUAUUUUGCGAGGGAAAAUUACGAG